Molecule: messenger RNA, 2139 nt
Organism: Zalophus californianus (California sea lion)
Lineage: Eukaryota; Metazoa; Chordata; Mammalia; Carnivora; Otariidae
Gene: NKX2-4
Product: NK2 homeobox 4
Exons: 2
Coding region: 204-1277 (357 amino acids)
Biological process (GO): regulation of transcription by RNA polymerase II; cell differentiation
Cellular component (GO): nucleus
Molecular function (GO): RNA polymerase II cis-regulatory region sequence-specific DNA binding; DNA-binding transcription factor activity, RNA polymerase II-specific
Source: RefSeq, a predicted model, not a curated record
UGGGACGUUGCUCCGCCCCCCGAGUCUGUCGUAAACCUGGCGGCGGACUAAAAUAAACCCCAGAUCCCGCGGCUCGAGGGCUCGCCGCGCCGCCGACUCCUCGUCACAGGCGCUGCCGCCGCAGCCGGGGUGGCGGCGACGAGCGGCCGCCGCGUUCCGCCCGCGCCCGCCCCGGGCCCCCCUACCUGGCCGUCCGCCGAGCCAUGUCGUUGAGCCCCAAGCACACGACGCCCUUCUCCGUGUCCGACAUCCUGAGCCCCAUCGAGGAGACCUACAAGAAGUUCGGCGGCGCCAUGGACGGCGCGCCGCCCGGCCUGGGGGCGCCCCUGGGGGCCGCGGCUGCCUACCGUGCGCCGCCGCUCGGCCCCUCCUCGCAGGCGGCGGCGGUGGCGGGCAUGCAGCCACCCCACGCCAUGGCGGGCCACAACGCGGCGGCGGCGGCGGCCGCGGCGGCGGCGGCGGCCGCGGCUGCCGCCACCUACCACAUGCCGCCUGGCGUUUCGCAGUUCCCGCACGGCGCCAUGGGCGGCUACUGCAACGGCGGCUUGGGUAACGUGGGCGAGCUGCCCGCCUACACGGACGGCAUGCGGGGCGGCGCGGCCGCCGCGGCCACCGGCUGGUACGGCGCCAACCCGGACCCGCGCUACUCGUCAAUCUCCAGGUUCAUGGGGCCAUCGGCGGGCGUGAACGUGGCCGGCAUGGGGUCGCUGACGGGCAUCGCGGACGCCGCCAAGACGCUGGCGCCGUUGCAUGCGGCUGCGGCGGCUCCGCGAAGGAAGCGUCGCGUGCUCUUCUCGCAGGCGCAGGUCUACGAGCUGGAGCGUCGCUUCAAGCAGCAGAAGUACCUGUCGGCUCCCGAGCGCGAGCACCUGGCCAGCAUGAUCCACCUGACGCCCACGCAGGUCAAGAUCUGGUUCCAGAACCACCGUUACAAGAUGAAGCGGCAGGCCAAGGACAAGGCGGCGCAGCAGCUGCAGCAGGAGGGCGGCCUGGGCCCGCCGCCGCCUCCGCCGCCGUCCCCGCGUCGGGUGGCGGUGCCCGUGCUGGUCAAGGACGGCAAGCCGUGCCAGAACGAUGCCAGCACGCCGACACCCGGCCAGGCCGGCCCGCAGCCACAGGCCCCGACGCCCGCGCCUGAGCUCGAGGAGCUGUCGCCCAGCCCGCCCGCGCUGCACGGCCCGGGGGGCGGCCUGGCGGUCCUGGACGCGGCCGCGGGGGACUACGGCGGCGGCGGCGGCGUGCUUGGCGCCAACCUGCUCUAUGGCAGGACGUGGUGACCGCGCGGGCGCCCCGGGGCGGGGUCCCGCCUGCGGCGCGGAGGGUGUGUAAGAAACUUCGAGAACGGAUGGGGAAAACACACCGAAGCUGACUCGAGUACACGGAGAUCAAAAACUAAUGAACGGGUCAUGGAGAGGGGCAGCCUCAGAACCUCUUUGCUGGGGGGGGGGGGGGGGGGGGACAGCGACGGCCCCGGAAUUGAAUAAUACGACACCAGGAGGCUGUGAGGUGGUGAUUUCCUCCUUCAGAAGUUCCUAAAUUAUUCGAAAAGCUGGCUGAGUCCACAUCCACCACGUUCCUAACCAAAGCUCUCAAGAGUUUUAAAAGUUGGAAACUUUGUUGGUGUUUGUAGCUCUAAAAAUCAACCCAGCUUUAACAAUGAAUCCUUUUUUGAAGUGGAAUUUGAGAGAUUAAUUUUCAAAGGCCUCCCCCUUAAGUGCAAUUUCAUUAAUGUUUGAUUGAAAGUAACUUGUAGCUCAAGGUGGAUCAUGCACAUAGCAACAUUACUGCAGGGGAAUUACUGCCAUUUAGGUAAUAGAGAAAUGGAAUAAAAAUAAUCAAAAUACUGUUUAUAUGGCUUGAUAGAGCUUUUUAAAUUUAAUGGCGAUUUUAAAAUGUUUUGAUCGUUAUUUGGCAAAUGAGUGUUUAUAUAUUACUCUAAAAGAGGAUAUUUCCUACCUAAGAUGCAGCUCGUAAGAGGGAAGGGUUGUAAACUACUUUUUAUGUGGAAUCUGCUCUCCAAAAUCAAAGGAUAAAAUAAAUGUACGCUGUCUUUCCAUGGACCUGUUAUUUGCUCUAAGUUAUUUGCCUGUCUGAAUUUGAAUACCUUGAUAAAAUACUAGAACAAGCAAGCGAAUUUGC